This is a messenger RNA of Colletotrichum gloeosporioides, 1620 nucleotides long. RefSeq names its product putative metallocarboxypeptidase ecm14. The coding region runs from base 1 to 1620 and encodes 539 amino acids. Gene Ontology annotation, molecular function: zinc ion binding; metallocarboxypeptidase activity. The transcript has 2 exons. Lineage: Eukaryota; Fungi; Ascomycota; Sordariomycetes; Glomerellales; Glomerellaceae. Gene Ontology annotation, biological process: proteolysis. The record is from RefSeq and is a predicted model, not a curated record.
AUGCGUCCCCAAGUGUUACUGUUUUCGGCUGCUAGUCUAACGCUCCUGGCUCCUUCCGCCAAUGCUGCCCGCAUCGAUCUUCAUCGUAACGAUCACAAUUCCCCGACCUCUCGAAUCUUCCCAAUUCUGACUUGGCUGCGCGACGGUGCAAUUGAAUUCGUGUUCGGCCCCGCUCCGGCCAGGUCGACGGCCCGUCCUGCUUCGCACAAAGGGAAAGCCAGCCUUCGGACCAAAUACAAUGAUCAGGUCGUUCUGCGAUUCAAUUUGACUAUACCUGAGGAGGAGGCCGUCUUCUCCGAGGCUGCCACGCGCCUGUUUCUCGAUGUUUGGGCGUUUAACCACGACUAUGUUGACAUCCGCAUUCGCAAUGCCGACAUUGCCUCCCUCUUGCGCCUGCUGCCCUCGUCUCUGAGGUCCUCAUAUUCCACAUUGAUUCCUGAUCUGGCUGCGUCUGUCUACGAUACCUAUCCGGCCGUCGCGGCUCCUGCGCAAAUUCAACGCCUCGAAGACCGCCGGACGUCAGUCCAGCUAUCCCGUCACGAGGGCGAUAACGUCUUCUUCCAAGAGUAUCAGCCUCUUUCUGUCAUUGUGCCGUGGAUGCGCCUGAUGGAAGCCAUGUUCCCCUCCAUUACUCAGAUGAUCAGCAUCGGGCAGUCCUUCGAAGGUCGCGACAUUCCUGCUCUCAAGGUCGGGGUCAAAACACCUGAAACUCCUGGCAGCAAAAGGAAAACGGUUGUUGUCACUGGAGGCAUGCAUGCGCGCGAGUGGAUAUCUACAACCACAGCAAAUUACGUCGCGUGGUCCUUCAUCACGUCCUUUGGCAAGGAACCCAUGAUCACCAAGCUGCUCGAGCACUUCGACUUCGUCUUCGUUCCUGCGGUCAACCCCGACGGCAUCGAGUACACCUGGCAAGUCGACCGACUCUGGCGCAAGUCCCGACAACAGACCGGAAUGCAGUGGUGCCGUGGAUUUGACCUCGAUCACGCGUUCGGUUUCGAAUGGAGCGGUUUGGAUUCUGAGAACGACCCUUGCUCCGAGAGCUAUGGCGGCACCGAGCCCUGGGAGGCAACCGAAGCUAUUGCACUUGCAAAAUGGGCGAAGAGUCAGUCUCAGGAGAAGGCUGAGUUCGUGGGGCUGAUCGAUCUGCACUCGUACUCUCAACAGAUCCUCUUCCCAUUCGCUUAUUCCUGUGACGUGGAUCCACCCAAUGUGGAGAACCUCGAAGAGCUCGCGACCGGACUUGCCAAGGCCAUUCGUCUUUCCAACGGUGAACAGUACUCGGUCACUUCUGCCUGUGAAGGUGCUGUCGCCUCUCGAGGCGGUGACAACAACGUCCAGCGCAUCGAGACUGGCGGGGGAUCGGCCAUCGAUUGGUUCUAUCACGAGCUGCACGCGCACUAUAGCUACCAGAUCAAGCUCCGUGACACUGGCAGCUAUGGCUUCCUGCUUCCCAAGGAAAACAUUGUGCCCGUCGGCGAGGAGAUCUUCAACGCCAUGAAGUAUUUUGGGGACUAUCUGCUGGGGAACAACGGUAUCGAGAAGUCGACCGAAUUCUUACGACCGGCAGACGAAGACGCAGAUCGUGGCGUCGAGCUUAGACGGAUGAGGCGCAGGAGAUGA